UAACAUUUCCGUAGUGGAGAGAGAGAGAGACGGAGAGAGAGAAGAGACAAAGCAGGAAGGAAGAGAGAGAACGAUGGAUAGAGUUUUCUCAGUGGACGACAUAGCUGAGCCUUUCUGGUCGCCGCACGCUCCUCCGAUUCCUGAGGAGGACGACGACGCCGCGGCGGCGGCGGAGGCGGACCACGCCUCGUCUUCGGCGGUUUCAUCGGCCUCCGCUGCCAAAAUGAUGCGGAUGCUCCGGAGUUCGUCGGAAUGGGCAUUCCAGCGAUUUCUCCAGGAGGCCGUCGCGGCGGAAAACGGAGCCGCCGGCGUGCAGUCUUCUGCGUCCUCCUCGACGAGGAAUACGCCGCAGAACGACGAUGUGGUGGAGAUCAAAGGAAGCGACCAAUCCGGUGGGGCUGAGGGUACUAGUGGCCAGCAUCCGCCGCCACCGGCGGCGGAUGGGGCUCCGCGUCACAAUAUACCUGCGGAUUCGGAGGCUUAUCAGGCGUAUUUGAAAAGCCGCCUCGAACUGGCGUGCGCCGCCGUCGCUUUGACUCGGGCAACCGGUGGCAAGGUUCCGGGUUUAUCGCCUGCAGUGGCACCCGACAAUGUGUCUCAGGCUUCUAAUUCGAUGGGGUCUCAUGUUACUAACAAAGCAAGUGGGCUGGAUGCAUCAAAGUUACAAGACAAGGACACUGGUGGACCGAUUGGCAUACCUCCACUGCCUGCUAUGUCGCAAAAAUCUGGUGCUCAGGUGAAGUUAACAGCUAGCGGAUCAUCAGGGGAUCAGUCAGAUGAUGAUGAAGCAGAGGGAGAAAAUGAAACGAGUCUAAAUGCAGAUCCUACAGAUGCAAAACGAAUGAGAAGAAUGCUUUCAAACAGAGAAUCUGCUCGUCGCUCUAGAAGAAGAAAACAAGCCCAUUUGACUGAGCUUGAGACACAGGUUUCUCAAUUAAAAGUCGAGAACUCAUCUUUGCUCAAGCGGCUAACGGACAUAAGCAACAAAUAUAAUGAAGCAGCUGUUGAUAACAGAGUUCUGAAAGCUGAUGUCGAGACACUGAGAGCAAAGGUUAAAAUGGCUGAAGAAACGGUGAAAAGAGUCACCGGCCUGAACCCACUUUUCCAAGCCAUGUCUGAAAUGUCGGCAUUAGGCAGGCCAGCUUUCUCCGGCAGUCCCGACACAUCUGCUGACGCAGCUGUCCCGGUGCAAGAUGAUCUGAACCAGCAAUACUACCACUGCCCGCAGUCUAACAACCGUGCUUCUGUCGCCGUGCAGGACCACAGGAUCCAAAACGGUUUGAUCGAUGGUAAUCCAGGGGAGAAUUUACAGCCCAACGACGCCGCUGCAGUCGGGGCGAACAAGAUUGGAAGGACUGUUUCGAUGCAGAGGGUGGCGAGCUUGGAACAUCUCCAGAAGCGUAUUCGUGGAGCGGCCGGUUCUUCCUCCGGUGGCGGCAGCGGCAGCGGCAAGCAGUAAGGCGGCGCUGUCGGAGAUCUUGACUUCCCGCCACUGCGCCGGUUUCUAAUAUGUUGCCAUUCUUCUUCUCUUGGGGAUCAAAUUGUUCCCCGGAUGACUGACUUUUAUUCUUCUUGCACUGUGUGUGACACUCUUUGACGCAUUUUACUCUUUUUUUGUUAUUUUUUCGAUUGCUUUGGUUAAUUGGUGGUGGUGUUUUUAACUUUUA
Molecule: messenger RNA, 1667 nt
Organism: Andrographis paniculata
Lineage: Eukaryota; Viridiplantae; Streptophyta; Magnoliopsida; Lamiales; Acanthaceae
Product: light-inducible protein CPRF2-like
Exons: 6
Coding region: 74-1459 (461 amino acids)
Biological process (GO): regulation of DNA-templated transcription
Molecular function (GO): DNA-binding transcription factor activity
Source: RefSeq, a predicted model, not a curated record